This is a messenger RNA of Phaeodactylum tricornutum CCAP 1055/1, 1872 nucleotides long. RefSeq lists its product with no specific name. The transcript has a single exon. The coding region runs from base 1 to 1497 and encodes 498 amino acids. NCBI's taxonomy places the organism in Eukaryota, Bacillariophyta, Bacillariophyceae, Surirellales, Neidiaceae. The record is from RefSeq and is a predicted model, not a curated record.
AUGACGGCGAGUACACUUAGCCCCAAAGGGCGCAUCGGGCUGCCUCUGGCGUCGGCGUGGUGUAUCGUCUUUCUGCCGGCCUUGUCCUACUUUCUCGCAACGCGUAUUCUUCAACUCGGGGGCAGAAGCAGUGGGGUUCGUACAUCCUCGACCUUUCGACCCGACGAGUCUAUCACCGGCAAGAUUCUGCGUCUCCACGCGUCCGACGCGACUCACGCCUGUCGCGUUCUCGCACGAGACGUUUUGUUUGUCUCCAAGGAGUCGACCUCGUGUGCACCCCACACCGACACGGUGGCAUUGCAGUACGGACUGCAGACGGUACAAGAUUCCGGGUUGCAACAGGUCGUUGCGACCAUAUGGCGUCACGAUUCGGAACUCGGACGUGGCUACUUGUUGCUCAGUGACGCCGCCAAUAACGGUAGAAUUUGGCGCUGGGAAGUCGGAGGCGGUCCCAUUGCGAUUGGAAAAACGUUGCAUUUGGAUCACGCAGGUUGUCGGUCCGGCCAAUAUCGCCCGUGUUCCAACAGUACGGCGGCAGUGGCCGUGGGGGAACCCGUCGGUAGUGGAGGCAUGGCCAUAGAUUUUCGCUCGAAAGAACACGCGGCGGAAGGAUCAUUGGUCGUUGCCGAAUGGGGAGAAGGCCGUGUGGUUCGACUAGAACCACACACCGGUGCACGAACACCCUUGAUUAUUCAAGUUCCUGACGUUUGUGAGCUCGACGAUAACAAACUCGACAACAAUACCAACCACCACCAGACUACCAUUCGUUCCCUUGCGAACCGACGUAUCGAACAUCCAACUUCUCUAGUGUUUACCCCCUUUGGAGACUUGUUGGUCACGGAUUACGUCGCCGCGUGUCAAACAUCGGUUCUCAUCCAGCUAAAUCAUGCCGUACACGUCAAACCGCUGGAAUCGUUGCCGCAGAGUCGCGAGGCCCACUCCUGGUCUGCCGUGGCAGCCUCGGAUGGCCUGGCACCACCUCGGAUCAAGUACGCAACCGCCGGUCGUUUGGGAAACGUGGCGAUUGCUCCCGAUUGGACCUUCGCUUACGUACCCGCACACCACAACGACAGGGUGACCUUGCUCAAGUUUCAAUUAACCCCUCAAGACGAUGAUCACGAUACGGAUGAUCUCACGGAUAACCACGAAAAGCGAGAGGCGAAGGACCAACCACGCAUCGCGGGGGUUCGGACAGAGCCUGAAAUUGCUUUGGAUUUGACCCAACACGUGGUAUGGGCCAAUCAGGAACCAGGCCACAUUGCUGUCAGUCAAUCAGGAUAUAUCUUUUGGGCAAUCGGAACUAAUGUUCUGGUGGUAGACGUUGCCAACCAAUCGGUUUUGGCGUCCUUCGCCAUUCCAGACACCCCGACCUCCCUCACCCUUGGCGAAGACGGUUUUUUGUACAUUGCUACCAAACAGACUUUGCUAAGAAUCAAAACUCGUGCAAAACCUGUCAAAAUACCAGUCAAUCUGGUGGUGCGACCGAACAUGGCCUAACGCGCACGACAUUGCUUAAAAUCUGCGUGGCCUUUGCUAGACACGCGAUACAGCUCUCGAUAAAAUCAUGCAUGCUUUUUUCCCUACAAACAAUUAUGCGAGCUCUUAUGGAGAACACAAACUUGAUUUGGACCUCCACUAGACGUUCUAUAUGGUGGACGCAGCAUCGCGUAUGUCUCUUGAUCCAUCUAUUGACGAAUCGACGGCUCAUGCUUUGUUACUUUUCUUGUACUUGCAAUGUGUUUGCGUUGGAGGGAGAAAAGAAUGGAGCACGUAUCGAUUUUCUGGUGCUAUCUUAGGCUACUCUGCUCCGAUUUGCAGAGCUUUCGCAUUUUUGAGGAGAAUAAACGCGUAGAGAGAAGGCUUGCUUUACCC